This is a messenger RNA of Quercus robur (English oak), 859 nucleotides long. RefSeq names its product mavicyanin. Gene Ontology annotation, cellular component: plasma membrane. NCBI's taxonomy places the organism in Eukaryota, Viridiplantae, Streptophyta, Magnoliopsida, Fagales, Fagaceae. The coding region runs from base 148 to 702 and encodes 184 amino acids. The record is from RefSeq and is a predicted model, not a curated record. Gene Ontology annotation, molecular function: electron transfer activity. The transcript is spliced from 2 exons.
CUUCCUUAAAAGUUCCAACCACCAUCCUACAAAGCCAGGAGGUCCAAAAGAUUUAUAAACACACAGCAUCUCCAACUCUCCCAACCCAACCUCGACCUAAAGAACAAAUAGUCAGUCCCUUUCUUCCAGAGCCUACAAUACAUACCAAUGGCUUUGGUGGGGAGAGUCUUUGUUCUGUUCAUGGUGAUGGCCUUUGUCCAUGUGUCCAAUGCAGCUGUGUACAAGGUUGGGGACUCUGCAGGUUGGACCACCAUUGGUAACGUAAACUACAAGCAGUGGGCUGCUAUUAAGACCUUUGAAGUGGGUGACAUUAUCCGUUUUGAGUACAAUGCACAAUUUCACAAUGUGAUGCGAGUAACACAUGCAAUGUACAAGACAUGUAAUACAUCAGCACCUAUGGCCACUUAUACCACUGGAAAUGACUCCAUUACUAUCACCACUCGUGGUCACCACUUCUUUUUCUGUGGUGUACCUGGCCACUGUCAAUCUGGACAGAAGGUUGACAUUAAUGUGCUUCGCAAUAUUUCAAGUACUGCUUUAACUCCAUCUGCAUUGGUCACUCCUAAGUCUCCUUCAGCUCCUUCUGUACUUGCUCCUUCUCCUAGUAAGGCUGCUCCUCCAUUGAAUACUCUCAAGGGUGGUUUUGGUAUGCUUGGGUUUGCUAUGGCAUUUCUUGCACUUUUUGCUUCUGGCUCUGCUUAAUCAGGAGUGUCUUACUUUGGGUUUUGCGGCCAUUUUGAGAAUUUUGUUGUUUUAUUUUUUUUUUGGAGGGAAUUAUAUAGAAUGUAAAAGUAUUGUGACUUUUAUUGAAUAGAUCAUAUACAAACAUAUAUUGAAGAUUCAUAGAAUGUUUCGUUAA